Messenger RNA from Podarcis lilfordi (Lilford's wall lizard), 2636 nucleotides. The record is from the annotation of a GenBank genome assembly. Lineage: Eukaryota; Metazoa; Chordata; Lepidosauria; Squamata; Lacertidae.
AUGGCGACGGCAUCCGCUCCUGCGCUGCGGCGCGAAGGAAGCGCGGAGGCGAAGGAGGAGGUCAGAAGAAGCGGGGCGAGGAGGGGGAGGGAUGAGCUGGGGGGGUGGAAAGUGCGUAAAAAAACCCGUGGGGUUUUAGUCAACUAACUUUUACUCAGAGUAGACCUAUCAGAAUUAAUAAACCUAUGUCGUUAAUUGUUAAUGGCUCUAUUCUGAGUAAAAGAAUGCUUAAAACAUUCUUGUUCAGGCCUGCCUACCCACAUGCUUAGAAAGUUGGGGUGAUUUUAAUCUAUUUAAAACAUACAAAAGUUAAAAUACUCAAAAGUACGGUUGUGACUCUUUCCUCAAAAUUAUUGUUUUUCACAAUCAAGCGGGGUAUAAAUUUUUUGAAAUAAAAAAGUUGCUUGAAUACAAACCCUGUGGUUUUGCUAUCAGGCAGGCAGGAUAAUCUGAGUGUCCAGAAAGUUAUUUGGUGGUUAUAUUUUAUUUUAUUUUAUUUUUGUUUGUUUAUUUAGCAUCAGCCACAUACCCAUUGGCACAUUUACAAAGAACAAACAAAGGGACAGGCCUCUCCCUCAAAAGGGACCCAUUGUCAAGAUACGGGCACAAGGCAUGGAUAAAAUGGGAGAAGACUUCAUUUCAGUUAGACUUCCUCACAGUGGGGAACAUGUCAAAGGCUUCAUGGAGAGGCUGGCACUUGUCAAUCUUAGCAGAGCACCGGAGUAGCCUUUUCCAGUGUUAGCUUGGUGCUCCCAAAUGUUUUGUACCCCAAAUCCCAGCAUUCCAGGUGAUUCCAGGUCACACAGCUGAGGCUGAUCAGGGAAUACAAAGAACAUUUGUGGAAUACAAAGAACAUUAGGUGUUCAUAUUGGAUAGGUUCCACCCAAUUGUUUAUGAACAACAGGAGAUAAUAUUUUGAUAUCUUUCCUUUUUAUCUGACUUCUUCAAACACAUGUUGUUAUGCCAGUAGUGUAAUCAAAUAUUCGUGGGUCACAUUUUGAGAAAGUUAUGUUGGAACUUUGUAAUCCUAUGUGCACUAACUGAACUCAGUGGGACUUUCUUCUGGAUGAACAUGCACAGAUUCACACUGUGAGUGUAGUAAUUCUGGUGAUACAAGGUUUUUCAGAAGUAGUUUUUCUGCAUUCUUUCUUACUCCCAGGAGUCACAGGAAAACCUAGUAGUGGACAUGAAAGAUGGGAAGCAUAUUUUCAGCCACAAAUCUGGAUGGAAAAUGUAUGACUAGAAUGAGGAAAGGUAAAAAUGUGAUCCUGGGUGGGUGAGCUGAUAGCUGUUAGGAUGGAUUUCUUUCUUAUUAUCUUUCUUCCAACAUCCCCUAGUCAAAAAGAAAGGAUACUUAGAGACCUAACAACCUUUUGAUUUGUCCUUGACCAAAUAGUAUGAAUUUCCUGCAGACAAAAAUUAGGUUCCAUUUUGUUCCUUUUCAGGCUUAUUCCAGGAAAAUGGAAUCAACAGAGGAGAUAGUGGACUCAGCAAACAAAAGUGAGCAUGAAAACUUGGGGCCUCAAGAGGAACCAGCAACUUUCAAUCCUCUCCUGAGAGCUUGUCUAACUGGUGACACAGAGGGAGUACAACAGAUUUUUGAGGACCUGGAAGAUCCUGAUCAUGAAAAAGCCAAUCGGCUUUUAAUGGAAAAGGAUAUUGUGGGCAGAGGCCUGUUGUAUGCAACCUGUAUGGCUGGGCAGAGCGACGUUAUCCGGACACUGGCAAGAUAUGGGGUUGAUCUGAAGGAUAAGACGGCCCGAGGUACAUAACUGACCAGUUAUGCAAAAAAUGUACUCCACAAUUUUUUUACUAGUUUGCCUGCUCAUACUUUUUUCUCUGUAGUUGGGGGGAAAAGCCCUCUCUACCUGGUUGUCUGAGGGUGAUCCUUCCUCUCUGCAGAACACCAUGCAAGCAGUUCAUAACAAGUCUGUUUUUCCUUAAAAUGCCCUAAAAGGCAUUAUCAGAACAUAACAGUUUUCACCUGGAAUACAUUGGACAGAUGUACCUAUAUUUAUUAUUUACAAAAUUUGCACCAUCUGUUUAGCAGGCAAAAGUUGGGUUUUCUUUUAAAAUCGAUAAUAUUAUUGACAGGACUAUGGGAAACAUUUUUUAAGAGAUCACUAAGAACAGACUACAAUUUAAAAAAGGAUGUAUAACAUACAUUGUAUCUUGAGCACAAAAUCCCUUUUGUACCAGAACCUUAAGUAGACACUAGUUGCUUGUCUGUUUGUAAAUGAAUGCUGAUAACCUGCUUUUAAAAAUAAUAAUAAAUGAAUGGUUUGAAUCUUAAGAUUGAGAUGCUAAAGGUACAUUCUGGUUAAAAUAUAGGUUUCCAAGUAGCUGGAUAUGUUUGGUUGUUUUGUGAAUGAAGAGAGAGAGAGAGAGAAUGUUAUAAACGGGUAUUCUAUAUACAACUACACAUUCUAAUUUGGCUCACUCUCUCAGGUUAUACACUCCUCCACUGUGCUGCAGCCUGGGGCCAACUAGAGACUUUGAAAACUCUUAUAGAACUGGAAGCUGACAUUUAUGCAACCACCUCCCGGGGUGAAAAGGCUAGAGAUAUUGCCUGCCGAUAUGAGCAGACAGAAUGUGUUGCAUUCUUGGAUUGGGCAGGUAAGAGUGGUAACACCUAA